UGCUAUUGACCUGGCAACGCUAUUUAUUUUGUAUAUUUUUGACAUAUAUUUAAAUUUUAUUAAUAACAAAAGUAAUAUCAGAGUGUAAUGUCCCAAAAACGGAAAUAUAAUGAAAGAUGGAGCAAAGAGAUGGUGGACCUAUUCAUUGCAGCACGCAUACGGCUGGAUGAUAUGUUCACUCGGAAGCGAGCAAAUCCCCGAGAAUGCUGGGAGCUAGUUGGUGAGGAAUGCGGGGCAAAUGACGACUGGACUGUGCUCAAGCAACGCUGGAAUAAUUUAAAAAAAAAAUAUCAACGUCUUAAAAAUCCACCAGCGGGUAGUGGCAAUUGUGGUGCUGACAACGCAAUAAGUUGGCCAUUUUAUGAUCAACUUCAUGAAUAUUGCAGUCAGCGCCAUAAAAUGAAUCCGCCACUUAUAAUAAACAGCGAAGAGCGCAGUCCAGACCCAAUUGCCCCGGAUGUAGAAUGUAUAUUAGGAAUCACAUCGCCAACAAGUUCCCAGCAUUCCGGGACUUCAUCCAGCCGGGCCACAACUACACAGGCGCUCCUGAAUUCGGCAAUGCGAACAGAAAAGGAACUGAGGAGGGCGGCACGAGCCAUAACGCAGUAUAUUUCAACUUCUUUGCAAGUUGAAAUACCAUUGUCUGAUUCUGAGUAAGGGAGUGUGCUGUGCACAUCAGCUCAUUUUUUGUAUAUAUCUACUAUCUUAUGGAUCACUGUUAAAUUCCAAAUUUCUACAAAGUUUGAGAGAAAAACUAGUUCGUCUCCUACAAGUAAAUUGAGCCUAUUAAAUUUUAAUAGCUGUACGCAAAUAUUAGCAAAUAAGUACAAUGGUUCUUUACUUCCUGCCGACAGUGAAAUAUUUAACGUACCAAUGGUGCACUGUAAAACAUACCGAUUACGCAUAGUGACUUUAAUACAUGCGACAAGGUGCUGAACCAUAUACAGUAUCCACCAGCAAAGUUCAAAAUAUUAGUUAGUAAGAGU
Molecule: messenger RNA, 986 nt
Organism: Teleopsis dalmanni
Lineage: Eukaryota; Metazoa; Arthropoda; Insecta; Diptera; Diopsidae
Exons: 5
Coding region: 88-657 (189 amino acids)
Source: RefSeq, a predicted model, not a curated record